UCGGCAGAUGAGGGGUGUGUGUGAUCCGGAUGUUGAUCGUCGCUGCGUGGAUCCGACACCACGCUGCCUGCCUGCCGCCGCAGCAAUGGACGCCUUCGACUUGUUUAAGAAACUCGGAGCCGGGGCAAAAUUUGACUUGAAGAGAUUUGGCCAAGACGCUGCUCGGUUUAAGGUGGCCAGAUCCCAGGGUGGAGAAACCUCGCUCGAUUGCCUAUCUGCGAUCAACUACUUCGGCACAGGCGCAGCUAAUGGAGCCCAGAGCUGGACCGGGGGAGAGGAUGAGGAGGGCAGUGGAGACUCUGAAGGAGGAGGCAAAAGAAAGCGCAAAGAGCAGCAGAGAGAGGCGAGGCAUCAAAACAAGAAGACUAAAAGCCGCCAGGAGAAAGAGGAAGCCAGCGGCGAGCGGCUGAAUGAGACCCGGGGAGGCGGGAUCACCUGGACCUCCUCGCUGGACAGAAAGACCCAAAACCUCCAGGAGGACGGGAAAGAGAAAUCCUCGCUCAAGAGGCUGAAGCAUCUUCAUCAGGAGAAGGUGAAUCGCAUCCGCGCCCAGCACCGUAUAAAUGUGCACGGCUGCGACGUGCCUGACCCGGUGUGCUCGUUUGAGGAGCUUCAGUCCGAGUAUCGUCUCAACCCGCGCGUUCUCCAGAACCUGAGGGAUGCCGGGCUGAGCACGCCGACGGCGAUCCAGAUGCAGGCCAUACCGCUGAUGAUGCACGGUCGGGAGCUGUUGGCGUGCGCUCCUACAGGAUCUGGAAAGACUUUAGCCUUCUCCCUUCCACUGCUAGCCCACCUGCAGCAGCCGGCAAAUCUGGGCUUCAGAGCUCUGGUCAUCUCCCCGACCAGAGAGCUGGCCAGCCAGACCUACAGAGAGCUGCUGCGCCUGUCGGAGGGCGUCGGCUUUAGAGUUCACAUCAUCGAUAAAGCUUCCCUGGCGGCUAAGAAAUACGGCCCACAGUCAAAUAAAAAAUAUGACAUUCUCGUCAGUACUCCAAACAGACUGAUCUACCUUCUGAAUCAGGAUCCUCCAGGAAUCAACCUGAGCAGUGUGGAGUGGCUGGUCGUGGACGAGUCUGACAAGCUGUUCGAGGACGGUAAGGCGGGCUUCAGGGAGCAGCUGGCCACCAUUUUUCUGGCCUGCUCUAACGCUAAGGUGCGGAGGGCCUUCUUCAGCGCCACCUGCACGCCGGAGGUGGAGCAGUGGUGCCGCCUGAACCUCGACAACUUGGUUUCUGUCAACAUCGGACACAGAAACACGGCGGUGGAGACGGUGGAGCAGCGGCUGCUGUUUGUCGGCACGGAGAACGGGAAGCUGGUGGCCAUGAGGGACAUCGUCAAAAAAGGCUUCCUGCCGCCCAUGCUGGUGUUCGUUCAGUCCAUAGAGCGAGCGCGGGAGCUCUUCCACGAGCUGGUGUACGAAGGCAUCAACGUUGACGUGAUCCACGCAGAACGCACGCAGCAGCAGAGGGACAACGUGGUGAACAGCUUUCGCUCCGGUAAGAUCUGGGUGCUGAUCUGCACGGCUCUGCUCGCCAGAGGAAUCGACUUCAAAGGAGUGAACCUGGUGCUGAAUUACGACUUCCCCACCAGCGCCGUGGAGUACAUCCACAGGAUCGGUCGUACGGGCAGAGCGGGACAUCAGGGCAAGGCCAUCACCUUCUUUACAGAAAACGACAAACCUUUGCUGCGCAGCAUCGCCAACGUUAUAAAACAGGCUGGUUGCCCUGUUCCGGACUACAUGACUGGCUUCAAAAAGAUCCACAGCAAAGUAAAGCGAAGACUUGAAAAGAAACCCCCCAAGAGGAGCACCAUUUGCACAACCCCUCGCUUCCUCAUGAAGAAGAAACCCCGAGCAGAGAAAAAGGGACAGAAGAGAGCGGCAAACAGGAACCAGGAAGGAGAAAAAGAGACUCCCGCAGCGCAACAGCAGGACCAGAAAAAGACGAAGGGAGGAAAAGUUCAGAAAGCGGGACAGAAAAAAGGAAAACCCAAAGUAGUUCAGAAAACGGCUGUAAAAUCGUCUGGAGCUAAGUUAAAAAAAAAAAGCAGAUGAAAAAAAAAAAUCAAAGGACAAGAGGAUUGUUGCAAACACACCGAUGGACUUUUUUUCUAAAACAUUUCUGGUUAAUGGUUUCACAAUUUUGCAUUGUAUAAUCAAAGUAAAGAGAACACUUUUCAUACAUUGUUGUUUUCCAGCCUUUUAUUUGUUCAGCCAUUUUGUCAUUAAAGGAAAUUUAUUCUAUUUUAACGUCA
Molecule: messenger RNA, 2253 nt
Organism: Fundulus heteroclitus (mummichog)
Lineage: Eukaryota; Metazoa; Chordata; Actinopteri; Cyprinodontiformes; Fundulidae
Gene: ddx52
Product: DEAD (Asp-Glu-Ala-Asp) box polypeptide 52
Exons: 15
Coding region: 8-2053 (681 amino acids)
Biological process (GO): maturation of SSU-rRNA
Cellular component (GO): 90S preribosome
Molecular function (GO): ATP binding; RNA helicase activity; nucleic acid binding
Source: RefSeq, a predicted model, not a curated record